Messenger RNA from Penicillium canescens, 903 nucleotides. RefSeq lists its product as uncharacterized. The record is from RefSeq and is a predicted model, not a curated record. The transcript has a single exon. Bases 1 to 903 code for a protein of 300 amino acids. NCBI's taxonomy places the organism in Eukaryota, Fungi, Ascomycota, Eurotiomycetes, Eurotiales, Aspergillaceae.
AUGCUCACCGAGACUAGCACUACAUUGGUCUAUCGAUCACCUUCACCGACUCCUGGCUGUAAACUAAAUACCCAGGAUUGCAUUCCCAUCUGGCAGACCUACACCAGUCUUUCGAAGGCCUAUCAGUCCUCUGUCACGACUGAAGUACCUGGAGAUACCAACAGUCCUAUCCGACCGGAAAGCUGCCCAUCUACGACGCGAGACUAUACUGAUCCUGAUGCAUGCAAUAAUUGCCAUUAUCUCCCGGAUACAGCAACCCUCUUUUACUGGCCGGUGACCACCAGUGGAGGUCUCUGUCUGCAGAAUGGAAGCACCAUCCCUGCCACGCCGACGGGAGAUGGGCCCAAUACCGCCGUUGUCGACGGGAAUACGUUCGUCUCUCCAAGCGUUUAUGUUUCCUUUACCAGCAUCUACGCGCGGAGUAACCAGCGCGCCCACCCUGGUGGCCCCUGCGGCGAUGAUCAUGAAAAUGUGAUUAUUUCUGUCAACCCAGAAGCGAUUACAUCUUACCGUAACCAUAUCAACGCAAAAUAUCCCAAAAUUGGAACCGCGUAUCCUUUCAAUUUGGCUGAAUACCAACAGCAUCAGGUCGGAAAUUAUACGAUGUCGCUAAUCCCUUGGGAGCAAUACCUUGGUGGGUCUCAGUGUGUGUCCGGAGGCGGUGGUUGUAGCAUGAUUCGCGAUGACUAUCUUCCGUGGCUCGAGAUGCCAGACGUCAUGACACAGGUUGAUCCCCGGUGGACCAGUUGUCAUCGGUCCUGGUAUAUUCCACCGGUUAGUCUAGUGCCGCUGGUAGGUGGACUAGAGUCGCGACCAACGGGCAUGGCGGAGGCGAGCAGCACCCCGGCUACUCCGGCGCUUCCUUCGUCGGGGCUGGCUGCGCCCACUCCGGAGGCUACCUGA